AGUCCGUUGAAUAUGUAAAUGCUAUUCUGGGAGAAUCUCGUUAUGUAUGAUAAGUGUGAUUUUCAGUAUGCAAGGUAGAGAAUAAAGGAAACUAUUCCAUGCUCAAUAUCUAUGGCGGGGGGUGUUACUAAAAGCGCGAGCGCCUCCAAAUUAUAAUCUGAGUUAGCCAAUCGAUAGGACUCAUCGAACUCAGUGUAGAAACACCCCAAAGAAUUUUUAUAGGUGUCCCUUUUAAGCAUACAUUUUCAGUGAACAUCCACGAACACCGAAAAAAGUGUUCCAAAUUCAUCUCUAGAUUAUAUUAGAUGUAUUACUACUAUUUUCAACCAGGAAAAACCAUUUUUAAGGAUUUUUGAAAAAAUUCAUCCUUGCCGAUAUGACAUAACUAUAAAGGUCAGAAGAACCUACAGAUGGAUUUGGCACACGUUUUUGGGUGUUUGUGGAUGUUCAUUGAAAAUGUACGCUUACAAAGCACACCUAUACGAAAUUUUUGGGGUAUUUCUACACUCAGUUCGACGAGUUCUAUUGACUGGCUAAUUCAGACUAUAAUUUGGAUGUGUUUGUGGGUUUCUGAAAUACAACAAAAGUUGUGUUUAGUAAUUUGAUUGAGUUCUUUUAAAAGUGGAAGCAAGAUCGAAAUCGAACUUUUGAAAGUCCCAGUCGAUCCGAGCAUGAUCUGAUUUUCUUCACCCUCUGACAUGUUUAGAGUUUCCUUAAUGAGAGUUCUUUAAAAAUGAAGAAUCUCUUGCGAGAAUAAACCGUAUUUUUUUUUUCGUAAAUAGGAUGCUAUAUGGGUUAGACCUAUACCAGAUGGUCUUUUCAUACAUUUUCCAAAUGAUCCUAAUUCUCCAUAUUGUCUAGCAAUAUUAAAAAAUGUACAAAAGAUUAAAGAAGCAAUUCGGCAUCAUUUAUAUUUUACAUUAAGAAAAACUCAGAAUAAUACAACAAUGAAUGAUUAUUAUUUUGGACUUGCUUAUACUGUUCGUGAUUGUCUUGUUGAACAAUGGAUUCAAGCAUCUAAACAAGACAAUUUAAAUAACAAUGAAAAAACUUUAUACUUUUUAUCGAUAGAAUUUUGUAUGGGAAAACAAUUGAAAAUGAUGAUGAUAAAUUUAGGUAUAGAAGAUGAUAUUUAUCAAGCGGCAUAUUUGGUAAGCCAUUUUAACAGUCCUACAGCCUCGGUAAAAGUUCUCCAUAUAAUGGCCUGGCAUUUUUAUAAGAAAUUAUUUGAUAUUGAACAAUAUGCAUAUGGAUUUGAUGAAACUGGAUAUACAGCCGGUUGUAUAAUUCAGUCCUUGGCAAAUAUGAAUAUAGCGACAAUGAGUUAUGGAUUACGAUUCGAUCAAGGUUUCUUUCAACAACAGAUCAAAGAUGGAUGUCAGAAAGAAACAUUAAAUGAUUGGUUGACUGGUCAACAGAAUCCAUGGGAAAUUAUUCGAUCAGAAAUAAUUUAUCCUGUACAUUUUUAUGGAAAAACUGUUGAAAAGCAGUGGAUUGAUACCGAGAUUAUUCACGCAGUGGCAUUUGAUUCACUGAUACCUGGCUAUUAUAAUCAGAGGAUAAAUACGUUACGCUUAUGGACAUCGAAAAUUGAACGAAAAUUUGAAUCUAAACUAGCUACAAUUCAAGAUAUUUUGGCGCAAUUCAAAGCAGAAACAACAACAAAAGAUUUUAAUCUGUUGCCAAAUAAAGCUAGUAUUCAUCUACAUGAUGAUAAAAGAGAUUUUAUGUUUUUAUUAACAAUUCUUGAACUUAUGCGCUUAUUAAUUGAUCAAGAACAUUUAAGUUGGAAUGAUGCAUGGUCAAUAACAACAAAAGUUGUAAAUAUAAAACAAUAUAAUAGUAGAUUUACAAUGCCAUCGUCUUAUAUAAAGUUAUUGACAUUAGUCUUACCAAGAAAUGCUGAAAUUAUGAAUGAAAUUAAUGUUUCAUAUUAUUGGGAAGAAAAUAUUUUACCAUUGAAGCAACAAUUAUUCCAUAUUGGUAUUUCACACUAUCGUUGGCUAUUGAAAAUUAAUCCAGAUUUAUCCGAUGUUAUAGCUAAGAAAAUUGGCUUAAAAUGGUUGCUAAAUUUCGGUGAAAUGAAACAAAUAGAAACUUUUGUAGAUGAUGAAAUAUUUCUAAAUGAUAUCUUACAAGCGAAAGAGGCAAAUAAAAAACGUCUAGUAUUUAUGUUAGAAAAUAACUAUGGUAUUGAGAAUAUUAAUGUAAAAUCAUUGUUUUAUGUACAACUUAAACAUAUCAAAGAUUAUAAACGACAUUUAUUGAAUUGUUUAUGUAUCAUAACAACUUAUAAUCGUAUGAAAAGAGAUUAUCAAGACGACAAUAGUAUAAUUAUCCCCAAAACAUUUAUAUUUGCUGGGAAACUUUUAGGCCUCGGUUUGGUUGAUACGCUAUGA
This is a messenger RNA of Didymodactylos carnosus, 2399 nucleotides long. The record is from the annotation of a GenBank genome assembly. Lineage: Eukaryota; Metazoa; Rotifera; Eurotatoria; Philodinida; Philodinidae.